ACAGGUACUAAAAUACUUCAGAAAGCUCCAGAAGUAGAGCUAAUACCUUGGAACACCAAAAAACGAAUGGAAACGCUUGAAUUAUCGCGGGUAAACAUGAUAGGAGGCGUGGCUUAUCUGAAUCGUAGGACGGGCGGGAUGUUUGAUAAUUUAAGUUAGACAGAAUUGCGGUUUACUAUAUCACAAGUAAUGACAAGUUAGUAUAGAGUGAUAUGGCUCUUCAGGCUGAGGUGAUUGAGUUUUUAAUUCCUUCAGAAAACAACAAAACCUUGUUUGUAUGGAAUUUGCAGCCCUGCUUGUCUGACGCGGAGAUAUACAACUGUCUCUGCAGCACAUUUUCCGAAUUUGGUUUGCUGUAUUCACUUAGAGUGUGUGAAAAUGCUUCUCAGGCAGAACCAGGCUACUAUGCAGUUGUGAAAUUUUUCUCUGCUGUGGAUGCUAGCCGGGCACAAAGUGCUACUGACGGGAAGACAUUAUUUCAACAUUCUCCUGUAAAGGUUCGAUUGUGCACAAAACUGAAUGAGAGGGGAUUUCAUUAUCGGAGUUACACUUUGAAUAGCACUAAGUGUCAGGAGUUGGCCAAUUAUUAUCUUGGGUUCAAUGGCUGGACAAAGCAAAUAAUACUGCUACAGAAUAUCUCUGGAACUGAACAGCUUGAAGAUGAGGAAGCAAAGUUGCUGCCAUCUCGAAAUUUGAAAUUCCUUUGUGUUGUAGAGAUAAACUUUAGAAAUCAUGCAGUGCACAGUCGAGGAGUUGGUGUUGCAGAAGAGGAUCUAGAAAAUAAUAAAGAUCCCACAGAAUAUAUCAUGAAGCUGAGAAAAGUGCAGAAGUUUGCAGUGCAAAAAGCUGUAUCAGAUGCUUUUCAGAAGGUACUACUUAUCAUUUUAGGUGAAUGAUUUAUCGUGGACUCAGACCCAGCAGCAGCGAGAAGAGGAGGUAUUGUCCGAUAUUAGCUUUGAUGUUGAACAGCUUAAACUGCUGGAAUAAUUCGCCAAAGUCUACAUUUUUGAUGGAGGAGGAUAGAACACCGUUAUGCUGCUUUCUUCCUUGGACCUUUGGUUCUGGCUGUAAUCUCAGUAAAGAGGCUCCCAGCUGAAGUCCUGUGUGAAAUAAAGCCCCAUCUGAAAGCUUUGUUCAAAAACGUUA
This is a messenger RNA of Protopterus annectens (West African lungfish), 1146 nucleotides long. RefSeq names its product RAD52 motif containing 1 (gene RDM1). The transcript is spliced from 6 exons. Gene Ontology annotation, molecular function: RNA binding. Lineage: Eukaryota; Metazoa; Chordata; Ceratodontiformes; Protopteridae. Gene Ontology annotation, cellular component: nucleolus. The coding region runs from base 213 to 896 and encodes 227 amino acids. The record is from RefSeq and is a predicted model, not a curated record.